Enterobius vermicularis (human pinworm) is the source of this 720-nucleotide messenger RNA. NCBI's taxonomy places the organism in Eukaryota, Metazoa, Nematoda, Chromadorea, Rhabditida, Oxyuridae. The record is from the annotation of a GenBank genome assembly.
AUGGAUAAAUCUGGAAUUGGCACAGCUUCUGGCACCACUUCUGAAAGUUCAAAUAUGAAGCUUAGCUCUGAUCAGGAGAUACAGAAUUUAAAAGCGAGGCGACGAUCUAUCAGAGGAAGGCAGUCCAUUGUUAAUAUUUCUCCGGAUGAACCCGGUUUGUGUGAGGAAUCAUCCCCCCAUUUUGACACACAAAGUUAUGAGUCCCAAAUCAUGCAACGCAUUGCCAGUAUGAAUCGUGAAGUACAAAGUCUCAAUGCCUAUGAAAAAAACCUUGAUUUACAAAUUCAGAAAUGGGAAGAAUUGAAGAUGGAAAAAGAAGCAGCUAUUUUAGAAGCAGAAAAAUUUUUGGACGCCCCUAUAGUUGUUUCGUCCAGGCGCAAUGCUUUAAUUUACGACAAAUAUGUUGGGCAGAUAACAAAGGGUCGUUCUGCUUAUGAAAUAUGUCAAGUCCUGUAUAAAAAAUUUACUAGUUGCGUGAGAACAAAGAGAGUUGACAUGGAAUUAGGAGAUUCCACGAAAUUAGAACAAGAAAUGACAAAGAUGGAUAUGCUUCGUAGGAACCGACUGAAGUUUUUGAAAAUGUUUCAAGAAAUUGGUCUGGAAAAGAAGAUUGCCGAAUUCACUGAUAUUAUAGAAGAGGAAAGGAAGUGGUUUACCAAAAACAAUUUGGGAGCCGAAUUUACAAAAAUUUGUGCAGAAAAUGAGAGGCUGGUUGUAUAA